AUGCGGGACGAUGCGGGCAGGGGGAUGCCGCCCGGCGGGGCGCGGCGGGUGCUGCGAGGCCUCCGCGAGCGCGGCUGCGGGCUGGAGCCGCUGCUGCGGCCGCUGGGCGAGCCCCGGCCGCCGGCGGAGCUCGGGCCGCUGCUCUGCAACCUCAGCCAGGUGCCCGAGGGGCGCCGAGCCCUCCUGGACCGCUCCCGGUGCUCGGUGCAGCGGCUGCUGCCCUUCACGCGGUACCGGGACUCGGCCGGCCACCGGCGGGGCGUCGUGGGCGCGCUCCGGAACUGCUGCUUCGAGCACGAGUACCACGAGUGGCUGCUGGGCGACGAGGUCGACAUCCUGCCCUUCCUGCUCCUGCCUCUCGCGGGCCCCGAGGAGUUCCCUGAGGAUGAGAUGGAAAGGCUGCCCGUGGACCUGCAGUACCUGCCGCCGGACAAGCAGCGGGAGGAAGAACCCGACAUCCGCAAGAUGCUGCUGGAAGCCAUCAUGCUGCUCACAGCCACGAAGGCCGGCCGGCACACCGUCAGGGAGAAGGGCACCUACCUGGUCCUGCGGGAGCUGCACCGCUGGGAGCGGGAGCCCGACGUGCUGGCUGCCUGCGAGAAGCUCAUUCAGGUGCUGAUCGGGGACGAGCCCGGGCCGGGGAUGGAGAACCUGCUGGAGGUGAGCAUCCCCGAGGAGGUGGAGCAGCAGCUGCAGCGCCUGGACCGGGAGGAGGAGGAGCGGUGGCAGCGGCACGAGGCGCAGGAGCGGCACGAGGCGCAGGAGCGGCACGAGGAGCCGUCGCAGUGACGGGGACGCUGUGCUCAGCCCCCCCAUGCGGACAGGACCCCCCAGGACCACAGCCCCCCGGGGCGCCCCAGGACUGCAGCCCCCUGCUGCCGGGGAGCGGGCGUUGGGGCGCUGCCGGUUGGGCUCCCCUUGUUCAGGGCACCCCGUGCAGCUCGGCUGGGGCUGGGCAGGGCCCCCCCCGUGAAAUAAAGAGG
Cygnus olor (mute swan) is the source of this 983-nucleotide messenger RNA. RefSeq names its product HGH1 homolog (gene HGH1). The record is from RefSeq and is a predicted model, not a curated record. NCBI's taxonomy places the organism in Eukaryota, Metazoa, Chordata, Aves, Anseriformes, Anatidae. Bases 1 to 789 code for a protein of 262 amino acids. The transcript is spliced from 7 exons.